GAUGCAGCACAGUAUCUCUUGCGCUAGCGGAGGAGCUGCAGAGCAGUUGUUGCUCCAUUUCCUUUGAAAGGCUAGUUAAGUCUGGAGAUCAUUUCCUGUCAGCGGUGAGCUGUAUUAUAAGCCUGCUGCUUCAGAGGGCCCUUUGCUUUGAUAACUGACUCUCUUGCCUUCCUAGCAUGCCUCUGUGUUAGAAACACAGAGCGUGUCAGAAUGUGUGUGUGUGUGUGUGUGUGCUAGUUUGUGUUUAACAACAGUAUAUGCACGUCUAAAGUUUGUAUGUGCACCAUGUGUUUCUGUUACUGCUGACAACAGCUUCAGGUAUCCAAAGCAGCAGCAGCAGUAGCUGAGGGGAGAGAGUGGGAGCCUGUUAAAGUUUAAUGUUUGUUUACUGCACAUGUCACUUGUCGACCCUCUCGGUUACCGUGGCCCCCGGCAACCGGCAGCUCGGGGCUUUAAAAUCCCAACAACAAAUCAUCACUGGGAUUAGAGGAGAUCAAAGAGAGCUAAACUGUAACUGCAUAUGGGUAAUCUGCUUGACCUCAAAUUGAAGAUGACAAGCCAGGGGCUCGCUCAUUUCCAGCAGCGUAUUGCAGCUGUAUGGUCACGAUUUACGGCUGGAUCAGUGAAGGCCGGCCAAAUGAAGCCUGUCAGUCUGUUCCAGGUGUUCUUCGCUGCAUCUGUAUUGCGGGUUCAUGAGCGAAUGCGUCGUGAGGAAAUUUUAUACGAGGCAGUGUGGUGCAUCACAUUUCAUCAUAUGAAGUCAUUCUGUGUUGUCAUUUGUUAAAUUUAGAGAGUACGCUAUAAGAAGGACUGGUACUAAGUUAUACCCUCUCAGCUCUGAGCAGUCACAGUUCAUUUAGUCGUCUAAGUUUGAAUGGAAAAAAAAAAACUUUGUUCCAGCCGUGACAAUAAGCGAGCAACGCAGGGGACCUGCCUGCAGCAAGUCUCUGUGGCAACUGCAUGCACGGCCGAGGACGGAUAUCACGUCUCCACACUGUGAUGAGCAGAAAGAGUGAAAGAGUCAGGAGGGAGAGGGGGAUCUUGGUUUCAUGGUUUGUGUGGGGGGGGAGCUAGCGUUACACGAGAGAGAAUCGGAGUGAUGACAUUGUUCCUAAGUGCCAGCUGAGUGCACCUAUACAUCGGCCUCUGUGGAGGAAGGUCUAUUCACCUGUCCGCAGAUGGGGCUUUUGGAUAAAGGGGCAAACAACAGAUGGGUAAAACCCCAUCAGGGUACAGUCUGCUGUGCUGUUGACACUUUGAUAGGUCUCAAGUUUCCUAAUUGUUUCAGAGGAAAUUAGGGAUUGAUUCUGGAUGGCAUAGGUCGGAGUCUCACUGGAAGCCAGAUGAAGGACCAUGAUGUCUGAAGAAAAGCCUCCAAGAUGGAUAUGGAUUAAAGAGUGAGCUGCACACUCAUAUGAUCUCUGAAUUUCCAAGUAUGAAUCUUGUCUUGCUUCAGUCUGAACAGGGGGAUUACAUUAGGUAAGCUGCAAAAAAACAAAACCGCAACAACAAAAAAAAAAACAUAUCAAUUCCAAGCUAUUAUCUUCAUGAUUUUAUAAUUAUCGUUUGAUAAUAGUGAUUGACGCUGCAUGUGUUCCUGUGUUACCGCUUCCACUGUUGGAUUCCUGAAGUAUCCAUCACUUCUGCAGAAAAUCAAAUGGAGAAAAAAUACCCAGCCAUCGCAGGAAGAGAGAAAGGGCCGGGACCUGGGCGCUAUGGGCUUCCUCCCACCAUUGGAUUUAUUGGCCAUGACUUCACAAAGCCAACUAGCCCUGCCUACUCUUUCCACGGCCGCAUGAGUGAUCAUAUGUACUGCGUUGACUCCAGUCCAGGGCCUCAAUAUCACGUUGAUGCAAAAAUCACUCGCUUUGGAAGGGAUGGUACACCUGCAUAUUCAAUGCUGGGUAGAAUGAAAGCACAGAAGGAGCUAUGCCGCACACCUGGACCUGGGGCAUACUACCCAGAGAAGGCUCCACCCAGCAACCUGCAGCGCAGACCCCCGUCCUACACCAUGGGCUCACGCACACACUACCGCAGCACUGACUCUGUCCCUGCUCCCAACAAGUACUGUCUUCCUCCACUCAUUGGCCCCCAAGUCCCCAACAAACCAGCCAGCGCAAGCUACACAAUGUCAGGUAGUUUCAGCACAGGGGGACCAUCUGUGGAUUUAGCCAAAACGCCUGGGCCUUGCAGCUACAAUAGUACAGACCCUAGUGUUUAUUUGCCCCGGCAACCAGCAUUUUCCAUGCUGGGGCGUCACAGCUUACCCAGAGAUGGCACCCGGAAGCCAGGUCCAGGAACUUACAAUCCAGAGAAAGUGACUGUUCACAAAGCUCGGGCACCAUCCUACUCCCUGGGGAUCAGACACUCAGAAUUUGUCACCCCGCUGGUGGUCAGUGUCUCUGACUGAACAUCAGUGGAAACAUGUGUGGGGGGGAAAAAAUUACACAUAAAAAACAUGUAUGUAGAAGUGUAUUUUAAUUUGUUCUCUGAGUAACAAAGAACUGAUCAAAUCAACUGUAACUCAAAAAGUAUGGCAAAAGUAUGUUACACAGAAAUAAUAUAUGCACAUUAACACAAACAUCAGUUUAAAGAACAGGCAAUGUUCAAAAACAGAAAAGACUGAGGGAAAUAGGUAGUUGAGCAAAAUAAAACCAUAUGCUCAUAGAACCACCAAAACAAAUUCAUCUUGACAAAAUAAGAUCUUAAAACAUUUUUUAAAAAAUGUGUUAGAAGUGUAGAAUUGACAGGCAAAUGUUCACCUUCAUACUUAUGUUAUCAUUCACAGUGGAAUCAAAUCAAAGCAAUUUGUCUCUCAUUACCUCUAAAAAUUGAGGGUGUGAAACAACAGCAAAAAAAAAAAAAAAGAUAAAGUACAGAUUUUCUAAACAACAAUUUAUAACAUACAUAGAGAUAUAUGUAGGCAGAAACAAUAAA
Molecule: messenger RNA, 2937 nt
Organism: Mugil cephalus (flathead mullet)
Lineage: Eukaryota; Metazoa; Chordata; Actinopteri; Mugiliformes; Mugilidae
Gene: cimap1d
Product: outer dense fiber of sperm tails 3-like 2b
Exons: 4
Coding region: 1658-2410 (250 amino acids)
Cellular component (GO): cytoskeleton
Source: RefSeq, a predicted model, not a curated record